Abrus precatorius (Indian licorice) is the source of this 1332-nucleotide messenger RNA. RefSeq names its product putative disease resistance protein At3g14460. The coding region runs from base 1 to 1332 and encodes 443 amino acids. NCBI's taxonomy places the organism in Eukaryota, Viridiplantae, Streptophyta, Magnoliopsida, Fabales, Fabaceae. The transcript has a single exon. The record is from RefSeq and is a predicted model, not a curated record.
AUGGCGAGUGUUGAAACAGGGCGGAGGGAUUCUUCGAAACCGGUCGGAUUAAUCCAACUUUUCCGACAGUUUAUGUGCAGAACUAGAUGGACUGGCCAAAUAGCACCAGUUGAACCGUUUCAAAUUUACUCACCCUCUUUGCUGAGUCCAACCAUGAAUGGUCAGCCAGAAAUCUUAUCAAAUAGAGUGAGAAUUCUGAGCAUCUCAUCGUUGCUUGGGAUUGCACCAACUCCUUUGUUUACUUCGUCCAAAGCCAGUGAAGAUUUUACUAGUCUGCUAGAACCAGAAUAUGAAUUUACAGUGUCAAAGUAUUCUGAUCUUGCAUUGCUCCUGCCAUGGUCAAGUCAGCUGUACAGUCUUACACUUGUAGGAUCUGAGCUAGUAGAAUAUUUACCUGACGCAUUCUCAGCUCUUCAAGAGUUCACUAUAAUUAAUUGUCAUAAUUUCAAAUAUCCAUGUAGUGAGCGGUGCUCAAACUUUUUAAGUACUCUUCAUAUUCAUGGUUGUCCAAACGUGGAAUUUCCUGUUCAUAAUUUUGCGUUGCUGCAGAAGUUGACAAUAGAUAGGAGCUGUAAUUCUCUUACCUGUUUGUCUGCAGACUUGUUUCCUAGGCUUAAGUGUCUCUAUCUAUACAAUUGUCCCAGUCUAGUAUCUAUCUCUGUUUCUAGGUUUCCAGUGUUCCUCUCUGCACUUGAAUCUUUGCAUAUUCAUGAGUGUCCCAAUCUAAUGUCAUUUUCCACUGUGCUGUUAACUCCAAAAUUGUCUUCACUUUGGUUUAUCAAUUGCCAAAGUCUCCAUAAAUUGCCAAACUUCAUGAAUUUUCUCACUCAUCGUGUGCAGUUAAGGUUACAGAAAUGUCCAAACCUUGAGUUUUUCCCUGCCCACAGUAGUUUGCUUUCCAGUGUUGAUUCACUUUCCAUUGUUUCAUGCGAUAAACUUACACCCACAAAAGAAUGGAGAUUACACAGUCUUCAUGCUCUAGUUGACCUUGAGAUUAUAGGUGGAUGCAUUGGUCUAGAGUCAUUUCCUGAUGAAGGGUUAUUGCCCAGUAGUCUUGAACGUCUGUGCUUAAGUUCUUUGGUAGAUAUAAAAAUUCUGGACUACAAGGGGCUUCAACACCUAACUAAUCUGAAAAAUCUUGAAAUUGAUAGAUGUAGCAAGCUCCAAACUUUCAAGGGUCUGCCUUCUUCCCUAAAUUCUCUUCACAUCAAUGAAUGCCCUGUACUGAAGGCUAAACUCUCAACAAAGAAAGACAAAUAUUGGUGCAUCCCUGAAGUAACAAUCGAUGGCGAAGAAGUCUCAACUUGUGAGACAUCAGAUAUUGAUACAUAG